AUGGCUCUCUCCAUCACCGCUGUCUACACCUUGUUCUUGAUCGUUCUCCCCUUUGCCUAUAGCGCUGUCAAAUGGCUGCUCUCGACAACGCGUCCCAGCCGCUUUCCACCUGGGCCACCAACUGUAUUGGGUCUUGGGAACUGGCACCAGAUCCCUUCGGUCUGGCACUUCUUCCAGCUCGAUAGAUGGGCCAAAGAGUAUGGGCCUAUCAUGGGCCUCAAGUUGGGGCCUCGUAAUGUGGUCGUGUUGAACGAUGCAUCGAUGGUCUAUGAGCUGAUCGUCAAGCGGGCGACCUCCUUUUCGGAACGGCCCCCGAUGUAUAUCGCCCAGAACCACAUCUUGCCAGAAGGUAAACAUUCGUACAGCCUGUUUAUGCGGGAUGACGACGGCAACCGACUCCGAUCUCUCGCAAAACAGACCCUGGUUGGCACCGGGCUCAACAAUUUGGCUCCUAUGCAGAAGGCGGCGGCCACGCGUUUGGUCUAUCAGCUGUAUGAGAAUGGCGAGCAAUGGACCGAACAUCUCAAACCAUGGUCGCUGGCCACUCCCGUCGCCAUGAUGAGCGGCGCGCCGAUCCAGGACUUCGUCCAAGACUUUGGCAAGCAGUGGAUUGACGACUACGGUCUCUCGCAGCAGCUGUGGAUUGAGCUUCUGGAUCCCACGAACCCCCCGGUGGACCUCUUCCCGAUCUUGCGCUGGGUCCCCGCCAUGUUCGCAGAAUGGAAACGCAAGGCCCCUGUGGCACGCAAGUACCUCCUGGACGCGUACAACGGCCUCAUCCUACAAGCGGAAAAGAGCAUGCAGCGUCAAGGCGGCACGCUCAGCUCCCUCGCCAUUAUCCCAAAGCUACUCCGCCAGGCCUCCAACACCUUCACCAACGACGAAGGGCUCGAUAUGACCGUGUUUAUGGGAGGUCUAUUUGACGCUGCCGUAGGCUCCACCCUCAUGUCCUUCCAAACCCUCAUCCUCGCCCUCGCUGCACACCCAGACGUCCAACGCAGAGCCCAGGCCGAAGUCGACCGCGUCUUCGGCACCGAGCACCUACCCGAGCGAAUUGAGCUGGACAAACUCCCCUACGUGCACGCCUGCGUGACCGAGGCGCAGCGCUGGCGCCCGCUGGGCGCGUACUUCAUGACCCAGUUCGGGCUGCCGCGCGAGAGCGUCGCCGAGGAGGAGAUCGACGGGUACCGCAUCCCCAAGGGUUCAUCGGUGGUCAUCAACCAGUGGUCCAUCCACCACGACCCGGAGUUCUACGAGGCGCCGGAGCGCUACAACCCGGACCGGUACUACGAUAACCCCGUGGGUGCGAAGAAGGGGGUGUCGCAGGCGGGUCGCAAGCCCAUCUAUACGUUCGGAGCUGGCCGGAAGGAGUGUCUGGGCAAGGACUUUUACUUCCAGAAUGCGCGCAUCACCUGCGCCCAGAUCCUCUGGGCGUUUGACAUCGUGCCUGACGGAGAGCUGGAUUUGGAUGUGCGGACGGGGUUCACGCCGGCAGUGGUUAUGAUGCCGAAGCCGUUUAAGGUUAGGUUUGUGCCGCGUAAGAGCGGGGAGGUUCUGUUGAAUGAGAAGGAGAAGGCGGAUGCGAAGUAUACCGAAAUUCUGGGGUAG
Messenger RNA from Aspergillus pseudoviridinutans, 1608 nucleotides. RefSeq lists its product as uncharacterized. The record is from RefSeq and is a predicted model, not a curated record. Gene Ontology annotation, molecular function: monooxygenase activity; iron ion binding; heme binding. The transcript has 3 exons. NCBI's taxonomy places the organism in Eukaryota, Fungi, Ascomycota, Eurotiomycetes, Eurotiales, Aspergillaceae. Bases 1 to 1608 code for a protein of 535 amino acids.